This is a messenger RNA of Hyposmocoma kahamanoa, 1445 nucleotides long. RefSeq names its product glucose dehydrogenase [FAD, quinone]-like. Gene Ontology annotation, molecular function: oxidoreductase activity, acting on CH-OH group of donors; flavin adenine dinucleotide binding. The record is from RefSeq and is a predicted model, not a curated record. NCBI's taxonomy places the organism in Eukaryota, Metazoa, Arthropoda, Insecta, Lepidoptera, Cosmopterigidae. Bases 1 to 1365 code for a protein of 454 amino acids. The transcript has 2 exons.
AUGGCAGAAAAGACACCUCUCGUCGGCGCAUUUCUAGAAGCUGGAAGAACACUUGGACAUCCAACAUUAGACUAUAAUACACCAGAGAGGCUUGGAUUCGGGUACUUGCAAUUGACAACAACAAUGGGCCGAAGAGUCAGUGCUGCGAAAGCUUUUCUGCACUUCAAUAAAAAAAGACCGAAUUUACACAUUCUGAUAGACACAAGAGCUACAAAAGUACUAAUCGACAAUGACACAAAAACUGCUAACGGAGUCGAAUAUGUGCGGAAUCGUAUGAGACAAAUCGUAAUGGCUCGGAGAGAAGUCAUAUUAUCUGCAGGGCCAAUCGCGUCGCCGCAGUUGCUCAUGUUGUCAGGAGUAGGACCUCAAGAACAUCUUAGAAGCCUUGGUAUUCCUGUCUUCCAAAAUUUGCCUGUAGGUCGUACUCUUUACGACCACAUAUCGUUUCCAGGACUAAUAUUUACGCUAAACGUCACUGGUGUUGCUCUCUUAGAAUCUAGGGAAACAACAUUAAACAAUUGGUUACAAUGGAUACAAUUUGGUGAUGGCCCUGGAGCAGCUGCAGGGGGCGCUGAAGGGCUAGGAUAUAUUAAAACCCCAAGUUCAGAUGAGCCAGAACGAGUACCGGAUAUUGAACUCCUCAGUAUUGGUGGUUCUUUAGUAUCAGAUGGAGGACCUGGUGCAAGCAAAGCUGUGAGAAGAGGAAUGAUGAUAUCCGACGCUGUUUUCGAUGCCGCUUAUGGAUCUAUCGAUAACACAGAUACUUGGAGCGCAUUUUUGAUGUUACUCCAUCCAAAGUCUGUUGGAUACCUAGAACUACGAGAUACUAACCCAUUCGGUUAUCCUCGCAUGUACGGUAACUACCUAACAGAUCCGAGAGAUGUGAGAACAUUUAUCGAAGGAAUUCGAUAUGUACAAGCUUUAGCAGAAACUGAACCAUUUCAAAGAUUAGGUGCUCGGAUACACCGAGCUCGCUAUCCAACGUGUCGUAAAUUAAAAUUUGACUCUGAUGCAUACUGGGAAUGUGCUGUGCGUACUCUGACUGCCACACUGCAUCAUCAGAUAGCUACUUGUCGUAUGGGGCCGAAAGGCGACCCGCGCGCGGUCGUCGAUCCUGAACUGCGCGUGCAUGGCAUACAACGUCUACGCAUAGUGGAUUCGAGCAUCAUUCCACGGACAACUUGCGCUCAUACUCACGCACCGGCCGUUAUGAUAGGCGAAAAAGCUGCCGAUAUGAUCAAAGCCACUUGGAACCAACAGUACGAGAGCUAUAAAGGAGCUAGCCACGGAAACGUAGAUAAUCUAAACUACGACAACAACGACUAUGAACAUUAUUUCUUAAACAAGUACAUGUUAGAUGAUUGAAUUUGAAACGGUAGUUUUUUAUUUUUUAUUGAGCGAUAUAAAUAAACCACAAAGAGGCCUAAUGGCUUUAUGUAUAAAAU